AUGCCAGUGCCCGAUCCAUUCUCAUUGGCUGACCGUUUCACCGAUGAAUCGUCCAAGGAUGCCAGCUCCAGCAGUUCGGACGACGAGGAUGAUGGCGUGGUGGUCAGAGCAAACGCUCCAACAGAGGGCAUCACCUUCAACGGCUCCAUCCACUACCGAGAAGACCUGAAUCCUAGUCUUGGCAGAGGCAGAGGUUUGCUGUGGAAACGGCCGACCAUAAUCCCGAGACAGCCGUCGCCAGUCCAAGUCAUCAUCAGAAAGUCAUCAUCACCUGCAAAGACGACGACGACGACGACGACCUCCACCAGCAAUCACUGCGGCACCGGAACCAAAACCAACAACACCAGGACUGGAAGUGGCAGUGACAGUGACAGUGGUGACAGCAGCAGCAGCAGCAGCAGCGGUACUAGCCGCAGUAAAGAGACCAUCAACGACCGCGAGACCACGAGGCCACCUUCAACACAACAACCCAAGCCUACAAUAAAGACUAUGUUCAAGCCCACGUCAACCCAGCCUGUUCCCGAAAAACCUCCAGCUCAAGUUCAUGACGAAGAAGAGCCCAAGAGACCGUACCCUCCUCUACUCAAGCCCGUAUUUGGACCUGCUAGGAAAACUGCCGGCUCGACUGCUCCUACUAGAGUCCCAGAAGGAGGACAUAUGAUAUCGGCUUCCCAAGGACAGUCAUCAAAGUCCACAGUCGGAAGCAUAUUCAGGCCCCCCUCACAAACCGCUCCCAAAGCUGCACCUAUUCAGCUCCAAAACAGCCAGUCGAGGUAUUCACAAUCCCAACCACAAUCACAAAACCCAUCGUCUUCCAUCUCAUCUCAGCCUCCUCUCAGAACCGCCUUACAAACAGCUCCCGGUCAGGGGCAGCGCCCUAGUCCACCGCAACCCCCUGUGUCCAGUAGUGUAUUCAAGCCUCCGCAUCAGCCCCCUAGGCAACCAAGCUACCAAGCACCGCCCGGGCAUGUCCAGAGAGAAACGAAAAUACCGCCGCCCAAUGUAGGCAGGAACAUAUUCAACGCUCCAUCCAAAUCCUUUUUUCGACCUGCAUCUCAGCCAACUUCUGGUCAGGUUAUUGACCCUCAACCGAGAAUGCAACAACCUUAUCCUUCCAAUAAUGUUUCCAAGGCUCCUCCUCAAUCACUAUUUAGACCAGCUGGACAACCUCAUAGGUCUGGGUUACUGCUGUCACAACCAACACCGUCUCGGUUAUCACAGCCGCAAUCAUCAGGAGCUAGGAUAUCUCAGUCACAGCCAGCAGGGCCCGAUAUGCCACAACCGUUGGCGUCCGUGACAUUACCACCACAACCACAACAACAACCACAACCACAAUCACGACCACAGCCACAACCACAACCACAACCACAACCGCAAAUGUUAACCUCCGAAUUCAUUUCACCCCCGGUAGCCUCCCUCUCAAGUAAAGUCAAUUCCCAGGAAGCUCCGGCUACCCAGCCUCCUGAGGCUCCUAAUUUGACAAAUUUGACAGUACAAGACAUAGAGUCCAAGCUCCAGUCCUUUAUUGCCACUGUAGGCGAAGACCAUGCUCGUUAUGUUGAAUAUCUACUUGAUGAGGCCGAACAGAUGGCCCCAGAGCCAAAACAUCUAAGCGACUUUGAUGCCUUUGCUGACAUGCCGGCCCUAAGCGCUCCUGCUACUACUUCCGACACCGCUUCUGCGUCGGAUGACGGAGUGGAAACCAUGGCGUUCAAAAUUAAGCUUCACCACGGUGACAAUGGAAAGCCCAGGGCCCCCACCAAGGCUUUCAAGUGCCCGGUCGUCAAAAUCAAGACGGACAAGGAGGUCGUCCCCAAAUACAGGUUUCACCAUACUGAGAUCAAAAAGAACAUCUUGGUUCCCAAUACAAUGCUCACAUUUGUUCCUCAUCUCCGGGAUGUCGACCCAGACUCUGUGGACGAGAGAGAUUACAUCAACUGGCUCAAUGAAUUGGAAAAGUUGGACACCCAGUCUGGAUUCAAGACGGAAAACAGGCAACAGAAAAAUCAUAAGCGUGUCCGGGAUGAAUUUACCGCCACACUCUCCAUGUACAUUGAGCCUUGGCUCAAGCAACUAGGUCUCGAUGUUGUUUGUGGCAGACCGACGCUGAUCCGCUACAUGUUGAGCCAGGAAGAAAACAAAGCACACAUCACACAACAGCAAAAGGACGUCCUCCUCAAUACGUACAAGGACGAUGCCAUUUUGUCGCCAAAGGCCGUGGAGGCGGCACGCAUCUUUACCCUGGCAUUUAAUAACGUGUUUGGAAACAACACCGACCCGGAGCGUUCCAUCACCCUUCGGGAUGUCUUGCUCCUCGAAAAGCGUGAGACCGUUGUCGACGAGAAGCGUGCAAAAGAGACACCCCCUCCGGCCAAUCCCCAACGUGAUCAAUCAGACAGCAACGGUCUGCUGCCCAAAGUCGAGGCCUCGCUUUCAAGUUACGCGGUUCUGGGCUGCAAUGUCUGCUUCAGCCACGAUUGUGAGCAUGGUGACAUUGACGCCCACAACUACCACCGGACAUUUUCCCUUGAUAGUGUCGGCGGUGUCAUCCGGGCGCUCAAGAGAAAGUGGGCCGACCAAGUCGCCUCGAUGGGCGGCGACGAGGAAGCUGUGGCAGCAGCCUCUAAAAAGGCUCUUCACCUCCCCUGUCACAACGCCUGCUACCGGCACUACGACGUUGGUCCUGCUGCCGCCCCCGUCACCCCGUGGGCUAACAGCGAAAUCUCUGUUUUGGAGGACAUGUUUGUCAGUGUCGGACACAGUCAGACCCUCAAGGCUCAAUGUGUGGUGGCUUCCAUCCUAGGCCGCAAAUGUUGGGAAGUCUACCGCAAGAUCAAAGAGCUCGACCUCAGCCUCCCGCAAGUCUCACCACCUCGCCCAAAAACCGGCCCCAAGGGCGGCCCCCUAAACAAAGUCAAGCCACUUCCCUGGUAUGAUCGCCGCAAGAAAUGUCUCAUGGGUGACUGGCAAGACCAAACCGCGACGCACGAGCACUCCAUCCGCGAGAUCACCGAACCGUGUCAUCACGACGGUCCCUGCACCAAAGAAAACGAGGCCUGUCCUUGCGCCAACGCCUCGCCUCGUCCUUUACUCUGUGAUCGGUUCUGCCAGUGCACGGUAGACGAGUGCGCCCUCAAAUUCACCGGUUGCGCGUGUCAUUCGACGGGCAAGACUUGUAUUCAAAGACAGAAGGAGGGAAAACCGUGUAUCUGCAUUAUGCUGAAUCGUGAGUGCGACCCUGUGGUGUGCAAGGGGUGUGGAGCAAAAGAAAGGGCAGAUCCGGACAAUGCCCAUGAUGAGACUUUGCAUUCGACGGGUUGUCAGAAUGUUAGUCUUCAGCGGGGAGCAUCCAAAACUGUUUUGCUUGGAAAAUCUCAACUCGAAGGAUGCGGCUACGGUCUCUUUACUGCCGAAGACAUUUCCCAGGACGAGUUCGUGAUCGAGUACACCGGUGAGCUAAUCACGCACGACGAAGGUGUGCGUCGCGAAGCUCGUCGUGGAGAAGGGUUCGGGUCCCAGGGCACCAGCUCUUACCUGUUUACGUUACUCGAGCAUGAAGGCAUCUGGGUCGACGCAGCCAUGUACGGCAACCUCUCCCGGUACAUCAACCAUGCCUCGGAAAACGACAAGAAAGCUUGCAACAUCACGCCCAAAAUCAUCUACGUGAACAAUGAGUACCGCAUCAAGUUCACCGCGCUUCGGGACAUCAAAGCCGGCGAGGAGCUCUUCUUCAACUACGGUGAUAAUUUCCCUAAUCUCACCAAGAAACUGCUUCAAGAUCAGGAUGGAGAUGGUGAAAAUGACACCGCUACCAAAUCCAAGGGUAAGAGAGGCAGUAGUAGUCUCGCUCAAGGGACGGCGCGUAAAGCAACCACCAAAGCUAGUACCACCGCCAAGGGCAAAGCGAAAACCCAAGGCCGAGCACGCGGCGCUCGUAAGACGGCUGUGAUGGAGAUUCCCCCCAGUGAUGAUUAUGAGGAUCAAACGUGGCUUAAGGAUCCCCUUCCCUUGUAUGACGAGUAUGAUGAAGACGAUGACUCUUAUCUCCCUGUGGGCAGGAAGAGGAGAAAGCGCGGUGGGAAGAGGGCUGGUGCUGGGAGGAAGAAGAAGACUCCUAGUCCUGAGGAGGGGGAGAAUGAGGGCGGUGAUCAGGGAUCAGCUGGGGAGGAUGAAGCAGAAGCGGAGGUAGAGGCUGAUGAAGACGGUGAUGCUGACGACCCCUCUAAUCCACAAACUCGCAACCGUCGCGCCAGAGCCGUCUCGGAAAUAAGUGACAGCCAAGCUGAGCGCGAUGAGGACAUGGACAUGGACGACAUGGAGUCAGAAGACAGCGACGCGCCGCUUUCGCCUUCGAGGGUGACUGCCCGUCGUAGACGUCAACUGAGAACCACAGCAGCGCCAACCACAACCACCACCACCAGCGCAGCAAUAAAUAACAACAACAACAACAACAACAACAACACCUCCCGCGCCACAUCAGCUUCAGUAUCAGCAUCAGCUUAUACCACCGCCGCGUCAACGUCUAAUUCUACUCCCGCACCGUCUCAACCAGGUGAUGGUGGCGGUGACGGUGACGAUGACGAUGAAGCAGAAGGCAACCAGGAAGAAGAAGAAGAAGAAGGAGGGCAAGAAAAGAAACGCUCUAAUAGAGGCGGCGCCCGUCCUGGUGCAGGCAGAAAGCCGAGGAAGACGGGGAGGCAGCAGGCUGCUAGUGGGUCUGCUUCUGUUUCUGCUUCUACUUCUGCUUCGGAAUCGACCACCGCGACUGGGAGUCAUGCUGGGAGUCAUUGGGAUAGGCUGAAGAGUAGUAUCGCUUUUGGGUCUGGAUCUGGAUCUGGAUCUGGAUCUUCAUCAGGCUCUGCUCAGCUUGCGAACCCCCACUCAGGUUCUCUACCCGCUAACCCCAGUGGCGUCUCCCCCAGCAAAAGUAAAAGCAAAAGCAAGAAACGCAAAGCUCCCGAGGCAGAUAUUUACUCCAUGGAUGAGCACUCUUCUUCUGGUUCCGGCUCCGACGCUGAACUUUUCUCAGCUUCAGAGUCCAGGGGUAAUCAUGCGUCAUCAAAGAAGAAGAAGCAGAAAACUACCUCUACCUCUACCACUGCUGCAAACAGAACCAGAACCACCCGCUCUUCCCGCGCCACCACCACCAAGGCAAUUCCCUCCCCAGCAACAACAACAAUGAAAAUCAAACCUCUCGGCGUCACCGUCACUAGGUCUCCUGGUGGUAGAGGAACAGCAGCUCGUCAUACCUCUAUGCAUAACGCUGCAGCCGAGGCUCAACUUAGGGCUGAACAAUCGUUGAGGGAUGAGGCUGCUGCUGCUGCUGCUGCAGCGGGAACAGCGGCAGCAGGAGCGAUAAGAGAAGCUCAGCAGGGGCAGGGACAGGAGAUGCAGAUGCAGAGUAGUACUGGACUGUACCAUACUGCGGCCAACUUCCAGCCUUUCACUUCUGAUAACGACGAAGAUGAUGGGGAGGAGGAGGAUGUCGCUUCUGUUGGUUCUGGGGGGGAGGAGGAGGAGGAGGAGGAGGAGGAGGAGGAGGAGGAUGAAGAGGGGCGGGCACGGGGUGGUGAACCACCUGCCCCUGGUUCGAAUGGGGACAACCACGAGCAGGCUCCAUGUGAGUGGUGUGAUAAUUAUGUUUGCGAUGUCGAUGGCGAUACGACUACGACCACCGGCAGCAGCAGCGACGAUGAAGCCGAUAGAAUCGCUUGGGAAAAUUGGAUGAAUUUACCUCCAACACCGCGCGAUGAAGAAGGACAUGCAGGCCGGGCACCCGGCGACUACGACUCGGAUGGCGCCGCCGUUCCUGGUCAUGAUGCUUCAAAUGCCCCUGGCCCUGAAUCCGGCUCUGCCAACGAAGGGGGUGAAAGCGACGACAACGGCGACGACAAUGAUAACAGCGAAGAAAGUGAAGAAGAAGAAGAAGAGGAAGAAGAAGAGGACCAGCCCCCCGUCAAGCGAUUACGGCCUCGUCGUCCGCAUCAAGCAUCGCCACCAGCAAAGUCAACUGCCAAUAUGGCUGGGGCUCCAGUGGUAGGCGGGAAGGUGCUACGGCAGCGAUCGAACCAGUCGCAGUCGCAGUCGCAGUCCCAAAAGAGCAAAAUCACAAGACAGAGCACCACCGCCACAGGCACCAGGAGCACCGAACGAAAAAUCACCCGGAGCACCACUGGUACCACUAGCACCCGCAAACCAUCCAAUCCCAAUCCCGAUCCCAACACCAAUCCCAAACCCAAAGCGUCCGGUCCCUCCAAGGAGACGAGAUCAUCAUCAUCAGCAGCAGCAGCAGCAGCAGCAGCGGUAGCAUCAUCAUCAGCAGCAGCAGCACCAGGUCAAAUCCAAAACCCCACCAGAGGAUCAUCAUCAUCUCUAAAGAGGAAGGCGAGUGGUAGAGCAGGGUCAACGGGAGGAGGAGACAUGGAGGGAGCAAGUCACAGGAAGAGACAGAGACCGCUGAGAUAUCGGAACGAGGAGGAGCUCAAGACGGAGACAGGCUGA
Neurospora tetrasperma FGSC 2508 is the source of this 6501-nucleotide messenger RNA. RefSeq lists its product as uncharacterized. The record is from RefSeq and is a predicted model, not a curated record. Gene Ontology annotation, molecular function: protein binding; histone methyltransferase activity. Gene Ontology annotation, biological process: chromatin remodeling. Lineage: Eukaryota; Fungi; Ascomycota; Sordariomycetes; Sordariales; Sordariaceae. The transcript is spliced from 2 exons. Bases 1 to 6501 code for a protein of 2166 amino acids.